Molecule: messenger RNA, 2995 nt
Organism: Cygnus olor (mute swan)
Lineage: Eukaryota; Metazoa; Chordata; Aves; Anseriformes; Anatidae
Gene: CAVIN2
Product: caveolae associated protein 2
Exons: 2
Coding region: 43-1224 (393 amino acids)
Cellular component (GO): cytoplasm; caveola
Molecular function (GO): protein kinase C binding
Source: RefSeq, a predicted model, not a curated record
GAGCGGCGGCGGCGGGCGGCGGCGGCGCGUCCCGGGGCGGCCAUGGGGGAGGCGGCGGGGGGCAGCGCGGUGCCGCCGCCUCCGGCGGAGGCCGGCGGGGGGCAGGUGAACGCCCUGACCGUGCUGGCCCUCCUGGAGAAGCUGGUGUCCAUGCUGGAGGCGGUGGAGGGCCAGCAGCGGCAGAUGGAGCAGAGGCAGCGGGGGCUGGAGGGAGCGGUGCGGGGCAUCCAGGGCGACCUGGGCAAGCUGUGCCGUAGCCACGGGGCCACGGGGGAGGCGGUGGAGAAGCUGCUGGAGAAGUCGCGGAAGGUGUGCGCCCACACCCGCGCCGUGCGGGAGCGCCUGGAGAGGCAGUGCGCCCAGGUGCGGCGCCUGGAGCAGCAUCACGCCCAGCUGCUGCGCCGCGACCGCUUCAAGGUGCUCAUCUUCCAGGAGGAAAAUGAAAUCCCUGCCAGUGUUUUUGCAAAAGAGCCUGUUCCCAGCAUCACAGAAGGAAAAGAAGAGCCUGUGGAUGAGAACAAGACACUGGAAGAAACCUUGCAUACAGUGGAGUUGUCUUCAGAUGACGACAUGCCUCACGAAGAUGAUGUGGGUGACAGUGCAGAGGAGAAAACAGAAGAAUCGAGAGCUGAGAAACUUAAGAGAUCCAGCCUGAAGAAGGUUGACAGCCUCAAGAAAGCGUUUUCCCGACAGAAUAUCGAGAAGAAGAUGAACAAGAUCGGCACAAAGAUCGUCUCGCCUGAACGGAGAGAGAAAAUCAAGAAAUCGCUUACAGUACAUCAUCAGAAAUCCUCCUCUUCCAAGAGUUCAGCUUUCAAAGUGUCGCCCCUCACGUUCAACGUGAAGAAAGGCCGAGAAGGAGAAAGCCCUGCCGAAGCCGAGGACAGACCCGCAGAAACUGCGAGCAACGACCAAGCCGAGAACGAGGAGGAGAUGUCGUUCGCCGACAUGCACUCAGAUAUGACACCCACCACGUCUCUGACCGAGGAGAGCAAAGCAGUUGUCGAUUCUCUAGAGAAGGAGGCCAGGAUGGAAGGGAGCGCCGUGAUGAACAACAACAUCGAGCUGUCCAUCGUUGAAGAUGAUGAAGAGUAUGGGGUGCCUCUAGAAGUUCCCAGCCAGAAACUGUAUGAUGAAAGGAACAAACCGGUCAGCGGGGAAAUGGAAGAGUCCGACGAAGAAACGACCCAAGCAGCGGUUCUGCAGAUAAACCAAAUGGCAUAAAAUAUCUGAGCCUUCCUCCGCCUUCUGGAUACGCAUGGUUUUGCCUAGGCGAGUGACUGGUUUCUGCUACACAGGUGGUAGCGGCAAUCCAGUUUCCUCCAGCCUGCUCUCUGCAAUGAUAAUUUAUUGCAUCACAUUGGAACGCAGAGUGAGUGAGGUCAACGACAGGCUGCAACGUGCUCCAAUUUUUAGGCCAUUUCACUGGUGUUUAUUAAUGUAGAGAUGCUGUCAGCUGGUGUAAGAGACUAGCAGGAAAAGAGUAUGUCUAGCAGAAGCAAGCCAGUUGGCUGGCUUUGUUAUAGCUGGGUCAGAGAAAUGCAGGGAGAGUAGUCAAAACCCAAACAUUUCUAUUUUCUUCCCUCACAGAUUUUCCUAGCACUGUGAGUAGUUUUGUAUGUAAAUGUAGAAAUACCGACGAGAACACUUGAUUUCGGUUUCCUCGCUAUGCUCUGUGAAUACUAACAGCCUCGGUAGCUGUGUGCCCCUAUAGCUGGUGGGGGGCUUUGCUCCGCCACGCCGUAAGGCCAGAAGAGCAGAGGGCAUAGCAAAACUGAAAAGUUGGAUCCAUCAAUUUCAAUGGGCACAAGAUUUUUUUGCCAGUAGUCUCUCGCUUAGAAGAAAUGACUGCGUUUGUAUGGAAAUGAGAAGAUGUUUUUCAAUCUACUGGAGUUAUGGAAAUACAUUAGUGACAAGCAUGAAUGUGUAAUCAGGUACUGUACCUGUAAUGGAUCAUAAAUCUAAAAAAAAAAAAAAAGGAAUUUGGUAGAAACAGAAAGAGUCUGAAGUAUGAAAUGCUAUGAAACGUUAAAAAAAAAGGGGCAAAAUCAAAACCUGACAAUAUUAAAUCUAUACUCCCAGCUUUAAGAAUAUAUACUCAGAUAACACUAAUUAAUUGAUUCUUAAUCCUUAUAGCAAUAUACUAUUGAACUUUGCACCUGCACAACUUUGUAUCUCAGAGUAUUUUGGAAAUAGCAUAAUUUAUCUUUUUACAAAUUAUUUCAUAUAUAGAGCUAUAUCUACACAGAAGAGUUAGAUAGUUACAGGGAUGUAAGGACAAUUACUUCAAAAAGGAGAAAAUGCUCUUUUAGGCAUGUGUAAAGGGAAAACUGCAUUAGGGACUGAAUGCGGUGGCAGGGAUGAGUUCUUGCAAGGAAGAGUCUGCAAAGCAGAUUUGAUUCUCUGCUAAUAGCUUUUCUCAAAAUUGCAUGUUUAAUUUUUCAAAAUUUGGGGAAAAUGAGAGGUUACAGAGGAGGUUGUUCACUAUGAAUGCCCAUUCUUGUCACUAUACAAAGGUAAGGGUGCGGGGAGGAAAGGGAAGCACAACACCCACAACUGUCACCUUACAUCCUUGUUUGUUUAUGCAGUGGGUCUUUUUUUUUUUUUUUAAUAUAUACAUAUAACUCUACUGAUGCUUAACAUUGCACUAAAAGUUUGCUUCCUUCAACUUGUAUUUAAAAUCACAAAUUAUAGUGGAAGUAAAAGCUACAACAGAAAUACCAUUGUGAAAUGAUUAACAGAUAUUGCUCUGCAGGGGCCAUAUCUGUGACCAGUAAAUCACACUGGAAAUUAGUUGACAAGAGCUUAUUGUAAGCGAGUAGUGUUAAGAGUUAAGCUCUCAAAUAUAUGGCAUCAUAUAGGAGAUACUGUUCGCAAGGAAAAUCAUGGCGUAACUCGUGCAGCUAUAUUUUUAUUUUGUAUUAACUACAAUGGAUUUCCAGCGUUUUUACUUGUAACUAAUGACAAAUAUGACAAAUAAAAGCAUAACAUGAAA